AUGGAUGCCGCAAAUCUCUUCAACGUCAAGGACAAAGUCGUUCUUGUUACCGGCGGCGCAAAGGGAAUCGGACGAAUGAUAUCCGAAGGCUUCGUCACAAACGGAGCCAAAGUCUACAUCUCAUCCCGCGAUGCCAAAGCCUGCGAAGAAGCCUGCACAGAAUUGAAUGCGCUAGGCAAAGGAUCCGCACACGCCAUCCCAGCCGACUUUUACAAACUCGAAGAUUGCAAACGCAUGGUCGAUGAAUUGCAAAAGAAAGAAUCGAAAUUACAUAUCUUAGUCAAUAACUCGGGAAGUAAUUGGGGAGCUCCUUAUGCGGAAUUCCCUGAUGCGGCGUGGACGAGAGUUUUGACUCUGAAUCUCACAAGAGUCUUUACUCUUACUCAAGCACUUACUCCUCUUAUGGAAGCAGCUUCUACCCCAGAAGAUCCAGCACGUAUCAUCAAUAUCGGCUCCGUAGAUGGAAUUCGCGUCCCCUCUCUCGAAACCUUUUCAUAUUCCGCAAGUAAAGCAGGAUUGCAUCAAUUAAGCAGAGUUCUCGCGAAUCAUCUAGGGAAGAGAAAUAUCACAAGUAAUGUACUUGCAUGUGGACCAUUCGAAAGUAAAAUGAUGGCAGCUACGCUCAAGAAUUUCAAAAAUGAGAUUGUGAGUGGGAUUCCGCUGGGGAGGAUUGGAAGUAAGGAGGAUGUCGCAGGUGCUUGUUUGUUCUUGGCUAGUAAGGCGGGGAGUUAUGUUAAUGGGGCGACGAUCCCGUUGGAUGGAGGGAGUCUGGUGGGGAGUAAGUUGUAG
Molecule: messenger RNA, 789 nt
Organism: Botrytis sinoallii
Lineage: Eukaryota; Fungi; Ascomycota; Leotiomycetes; Helotiales; Sclerotiniaceae
Exons: 3
Coding region: 1-789 (262 amino acids)
Molecular function (GO): oxidoreductase activity
Source: RefSeq, a predicted model, not a curated record